CACCACUAGUGGCACUGGGUCUGGCCCUCUCACAAACACAACAGACCAAGGGCUUCUGCUACACCAAGAAGGAGUGCCACUUGGCAAUGCUGCAAAUAGAAGAGGCUGCUAAGGUUAGGAAAGGAAAGGAUCAAGCUCAUCAGGAGUUGGAUGCCUUGAAAGUAAAGGUAGCUGAGGCUAAUCAUGUAAUGAUUCAUGUCCAAGGCAUGCUUGACAACAUGACAAGGUCAUUUCAUAAAGCCACUAGCAUUGCCCAAGCUCAAGGGGUUGAAUGGUUCCUAGGGUCUGAUGCUUUCCAAAAUGUUGUGGCUGUUGCCACCAUAAACAUGACCAUUGAGAUCUACAAUGAUGUGCGUGACAAGGUGUUGCGGUAUCAACCUAAUUUCCUAAAGGACGAGCUCGCCUUCACGAAGGGCAAACAGAUUGAUGAGCAGGGAAAGAGUCUAGUGCCAUUGUUUGAAACUGCUGUCAAGGUAUUAUGGACAUUGGAUGAGGAAGGGGCCUCACUAUGCCUUCCCACCAUAUUGGAAAAAGGUGAGGAGUUUGACUUUUCUCAAAGCUUCGUUGGUUGGGAUAUUGGGAUGCCCAACUUGGAAGGUAGGAUUUCUUCUCCAUUAUAACCUUUGCUGCCAACUUAGUUUGCUACUCCUACUUCUGCCUCAACAACAAUUGCCACUACACUUGCACCUAUGGUAGACUUAACUGAUGAACAAGAUUAGGGCAUGCAAUGUUUUAGUUCUAAUUUUUAUGACCUUUGUAUUUUACUAUUUUAAUUUCAUUUAUGCUCGUAUUGAUUUUGUGUAAUUAAAAAUUAUUGUCAUGAAAUGAAAAUGAAACAACUUUUUGCAAUUUAUUCUCUGUUUGUCAUAAUGAAUUGAGAUUAUAACA
Molecule: messenger RNA, 888 nt
Organism: Rubroshorea leprosula
Lineage: Eukaryota; Viridiplantae; Streptophyta; Magnoliopsida; Malvales; Dipterocarpaceae
Source: the annotation of a GenBank genome assembly